Messenger RNA from Cavenderia fasciculata, 3120 nucleotides. It is a transcript of the gene cnrM, whose product is annotated as ankyrin repeat-containing protein. Gene Ontology annotation, biological process: protein localization to ciliary inversin compartment. Lineage: Eukaryota; Evosea; Eumycetozoa; Acytosteliales; Cavenderiaceae. Bases 1 to 3120 code for a protein of 1039 amino acids. Gene Ontology annotation, molecular function: protein binding. The transcript has 4 exons. The record is from RefSeq and is a predicted model, not a curated record. Gene Ontology annotation, cellular component: ciliary inversin compartment.
AUGAAUUUUUCACCAACUUCCAACUCUGAUUCUUUAUCUAUAUCACCUCCCUCGGUGGCAUCAUCUUUUUUACUUUCCCAAAUCACCAAUAGUAAUAGUAUAAGUAGUGGAAAUCUAAUGUUGCAACAACCACCACAACAACAACAAAAACAACAACACAACUCGACCGAAAAUAUGACCUCAAGUGAUGAUAUUGACCCACUUGCAGAGGUAGUGGUGGAUAGAGACGACGAGUCGAUGAGUCAAGUUUCUCCCAUCACUUCAAACGAAUCACCUGAUGAAUGUAAUAUACAUAGCCAAAAAUUUGAAUUAUUGGAUCACCAACCUGAACCACAGCAAUCACAACAACAAUCCAAUAAUAAUGACCAACUUUUACAAAAAGAAAAAGAGGAAGAAGAAACAGUGGUAGUAGAGGUGGAAGAAAAGAAACAAGACGAUGAAAAUGUAAUAUUGAUUGAAAAAAGAUUUGUAGACGAUGAAGAGGAAUUGGUUGUUGUCACACAGUGUGAAGAAUCCCAAUUAGACAAGACAGAAGAGGAAUGUGGUGGAGGAGUGACUCCAACAACAGCCAGUCUUUUAACAAGUAGUUUGACUACACCAGUCUCUGCAUCAUUGCUGUUGGACUUGCAACCACUAUGUUUAAAACAAUUGAUGUUGCAAAACAACAACUCGCCAACACAACAAUCCCAACAACAACAACCACCAUUAUCACCGACCAAUACAAUGGUAGUAUCAUCACCACCAUCAUUUGGCAAAUUGAUUGAAACGAGUAGUGAUAUUUUAUGUACGACACCCAAUGGAUCGAUAAUAACGACCACGACAACAACCACGACAACGACCAUAACAACGACAACCACUACAUAUGGUGGUGCUGGUGGACAGCCCACAUCAUCUUCGGCGAAUUGCGCAUCUCCACCUUCAUCAUCUUCAAUAUUAGAAGAGAUGAUGAAACCAGAUGUAUUUUCAAUCAGUGGACCCUUGGGCAAUAGUAGUGACAAGACAACAGCAGUGGUGUUGGCGAUUGGAUCGUCGUCACCCAAGGAGUUAUCUGGUGCUGACCAAUCCCCGACUAGUGCAGCUGCCAACGCCACCCAAAUACAAUCAAUUCCAAUUGUAAUUGAACCAUCACCACUACCUGUAACAGUUGCCCCUGCACAGGUUGUAGUUGUUGCUGAACAACAACCACCAGUUCUAGUCAUUUCACCUCCUCCUAUUUCAUCCAAACCAUCGAAAUCAAAUCAAAUGAUGAAUACAACACCACCAAUGAGACGAAGAUGUACUUCGGCACCAGUGAUUAGACCAAGAUUACAAAGACAGUCAAGACAAAAACCACAACAUUCAAUGAGCGAGAAACCACUUUUACAUGCGGUACUUGUGCAAGAAGAGAUCAAGACAUUGGUCAAUAAUGAUGAUAUCAAUACGCGAGACAAUAGUGGAAACAGUGUACUACAUAGAGUGUCUAUUAUCGGACACCCAUUUGCCAUCAAACAUGUGAUUGGACGAGGUGCCCGUGUCAACUCGGUCAACAAUAGUGGUAUGACACCACUCCAUUACGCAGCCUGUUCCAACCCACACUGUGUCGAAGUCUUGCUAUGCUACGGGUCACUACUCAACAGCAGGGAUGCCAGAGGCGAUACCCCGCUCCACUAUGCGGUUGAGCGUGGUCAGCAACAAAUCGUUUCCUACCUCCUCUUUAAAGGUGCCAAAGUUAAUAUUAUCAACAAAAUCAUGGAAAGAAGUGCAAUCCAUAUUGCUUCACUUAAAGGAUAUCACACAAUAAUUAAAUUAUUAUUAGAUUACAAGAUUAAUGUAAAUGCAGCCGAUUGUAAUUUAUCGACACCACUGCAUUUGGUAGUGUAUCAUAGUCCACAACCAAAUGUAUCGAUUAAUCCAGCCACUUAUUCCCAAUCGGCAUUCACAAUCAACUCCAACAUGGAGUCGUAUGCAACAUGCUGUGAGAUACUUUUACAGAGAGGUGCGGACGUUUAUUCACAGGAUAUUCAGGGCUACACUCCCCUGCAUAUCGCCAGUCGACAGGGAAAGCGUAAUCUUGUCGACAUUAUUUUGGACUAUGGAAAGGGUUACAAGGGCAAACUAAGUCCAUCCGUCUCUGCCAAUCUCCCUCCUUCCCUCUACGAUAAAUCAAAAUUUAAAAAAGAAAUUAAAUCUGAAUUAUUAUUAUAUAUUAUGGAUAAUAAAGGUAGAUUACCAAUUCAUAUGGCAGCGAUAGGAGGACAUGGUAGAAUAUUGGAAAGUAUGAUUGGAAAUGGAAACAAAUGUUUGGCAAUCAAGGAUGACAUGGGAAUGACUCCUCUAUGCUUGGCUUCGUUACUUGGAAACUUUGAUUGUGUAGAGUUUAUCUAUACGAUCGAUCCAGGAUUACGUAACCAAUAUUUCAAGUUUUUUGCAUCGUCAAUCGAUUGCUCCAAGUCUCCCUUUGACCCACUUGGCAAUGACCUCAAGUUUGCUUUGGAUGGUGAUUAUUGCGAUUUGGUGUUUUCAGUGGAUGGUCGCGAGAUUUAUGCUCAUUCUGUCAUUGUACGUCAAUUUAAAUGUUUCCGUGAGAUGAUAUCUUACAAUAAGCCAAUGAUGAUGGUGAUGAGUGGUGGUGGAGGUGCAGGCGGCCCAAGUAACAACAGCAGCUACUACACUGCCAUGAGUAACUCGUUACAUCCAAAUUCGGCAGCUGCUCAACACCACCCCUACUACCAUCACAAUCCCAAUGGAACCUAUGGGUUUGGCGGCGGACAGGCUGGUCAUGCGUUGGUGUCGGGUAGCAGCUACUCGCGCUCGCAAGAUGAUGCAUCGUCGUCGUCGUACAAUGACUAUUACGACGACGACUACUCGUACAAUGAGUCGUCGUUGUCGGGUACCGCCAACCAUUUGAAUCAAAUGAUGGGUGGUGCUGGUGGUGGACGCGCAAGAUCGCGAUCCCGCCAGGGUAGUGUCACCAACCCAAGCACGUUGCUCAUCGGUGCGUGUGUACACGUUAGAGACGGCCAAGUACCUGCUCAAGCAGGUCAACAACCGGUUGCACUCGGAUGUGACCAUCGUGUCGGGCGAGGGUAUCGUCGUGCACGCCCACAGCGUGUUGUUGGCCAGUCGGUCGUCCUACUUUAA